AUGGAACUAUUCAUGCGCCCAAUAGCUGAUGAUCUUAAUUCUGUCACAGAUGAGGCUCUGGCAACCCUUCUCACAACUGCUCCUAUUCUCCAUCAGCUAGGUGGAACGACGGUUGUGCGGCUUUCAGAGAGUUUGAUCAUGAAGGGUGGCGGCAGUGUCAUGGCUAGUGAAGCGGAAAUGCUUCGUCUUAUUGCUUCCAGAACCACUAUUCGAGCCCCACGAGUCUAUCGCUCAUUCCAGGUAAAAGAUGAUACCCAAUAUUUUGGCACAUCUGGGUAUAUUGUCAUGGAUUUUAUCCCAGGCCAACCGCUGGAUGAGUGCUGGAACAGCCUAUCCCGUGACACCCAAGGGAAAAUCGCUGCGCAGGGUCGGUUCUUCACAGAUUUUAGCGCUGGGCCAUUUAUGGACCCUGCUGAAAUGGAAGCUUGGUUUAAUCACAAGCUAGAAAUCUGCAAGAGCGUCCAUCAAGCCCCAAAAGUCGUUCCGCCAUUCCAUUUUACCAAGUUUGUCCUUACAAACCACGACAUCAGUCCUCGAAACAUGAUCUUAGAUCAGCAUGAACAGGUGUGGUUGAUUGACUGGGCAUAUUCCGGUGCAUAUCCUCCCGUCUUUGAAAGUGCAGCAUUGUCGAUCCAGCCGUUUUUCACUGAUUUCAACGAAGCGGUAUUAUCCCUUAUUCCACGUUACCCUAAGGAAGAAAUGCAACUUGAUUCUAUUGCAUAUGAAUUAACCACCGCGGCACUGGCAUAUAGGAGACUGAGAUGGAAGCCGACUGCACCCGUCGCGACGGAAAUAGCGGUUGGAGGAGUUGGAGGAAAUUCAGUUGGACAACAAUAA
Molecule: messenger RNA, 837 nt
Organism: Penicillium canescens
Lineage: Eukaryota; Fungi; Ascomycota; Eurotiomycetes; Eurotiales; Aspergillaceae
Product: aminoglycoside phosphotransferase family protein
Exons: 2
Coding region: 1-837 (278 amino acids)
Source: RefSeq, a predicted model, not a curated record